AUGGAUGUCGAGGCAUUGCAUUGCAACAUCUGUCUCAAACAUCCCAGAUUCAGCGAUGUAUCUCAUUUAUUAACCCAUGUCUCAUCGAAAGCUCACCUCUCACAUUAUUUCAAGCUUCAAGUGCGCAGUCAUCAGGAGGUCCAAGCUAGAGCUCUACUAGAAGAAUAUGAUCGAUGGUAUAAGGCCAAUGGCUUGGCCAAGCUGCUUGCUGACCGCAUGGCAUCCAAAGAGGCUCGCAAAAGGAAGUCCCAAGGGAAGUCCCUUGCACAUGUUACCUCGCUGACAGCUGCACGCAAGAAUGAGCCUCGAGUUACACCAGCAAUUACCCAUCAUUCAUCUCAUAACCCUCUUCCUGAUUUCCUUGACCCACGCCUUGCUGACCCUUUUGUCAAUGGGAACAACGCCGAGGGUAACGGGGAUAUAUGUCUUCCAGCUGAUUACGACCUGCCACCUGCAUGUCCACGGCCUGCUGUUGAGCUUCCCGUCCAGACGGAAUAUACACUACGUUCAAGCGUCUCUUACGCAGAUCCUCCCCCGGGCCAAUACAAACGUAGGCCUGACAUCGACUCCGAAGAAGACAGUGCCUCUGGUUCCCCAGACACACCGAGCGGGCCGGGGAAGCCAGGAAGCAGAACAGCAAUGUCCUUUCAACCCUCAAGCGUCAGCUCCAUCCGUGACCCCUUCGUGGACGACAAUGGAAGUCUUGAUUACUUGAAAAUGCUCGGAGGUGACAGGGAAAGGUCGGACGAGAUGACUAGGCUGAAGGGAGUUUUGUGGCCGGGGAUGGACAUAUUUGACUCGGCUACUGAGCAAAUGAGGCGGAAACGGAACCAAAAGAAGGACGAGAGCAUCCUUAAGACAAUGGAAAAGACGUCUAUGUGUGUCGAGCCCACGGAGCUGGUCUUUUCGCCCACAGGCAUUCUACGGAAACAACGGGUCAUCUCUGGUAAUGUGGAAGAUAGCAGUCCCCUCAAAGGGGAAACCCCGAUUCCCAAACGACGAGCAAAUCGCCCCAAGCGUGCGCUCUCCCAAGUUGAUUCCAACAUACCCCGGGGACAGGAUAGGAAGCGAAGCAAGAAAUCCAUCAAGUCGGCAGGAAAGACACGGUUUGGCAGUCUAGAUCAACGAUAUCAGCCUCCGGCCCCAGGCAUUCCCGAACAUGGGUUGCCGUAUGGUUAUGGUGCCAGUCUUUACACUUCUUUCCGAGAUGAGAUAGAUGACUUCACUCUCUCAAUGAGGGGACUUGAACCUGCCUCUCGCAGUCGGUUCACAGUCUUCCACGACGAAUCAAGUCAGCAUAAACCGAUCUCCAAUGAUCAUUAUUCGACGCAAGAACCGCAAUUGGGACCAUCGAGCCCUUCUCGACGACCUUUUCUUCGCCGUGGGGGAGCAUUCGGAAGAGACUUCAACCGACCAUCUUCGAGCAACCCUACUUUAUUUCGGUUGGGAAAGGAUGCUCGUACCUCAGCUACUGAGAAAGAGAAUAUGGAGCAUCUGCUCGAUGCUACCACCCGACUUGAACCGCUUCUCCACUGGCAUUCUCCAAUGAUAGAGCCGCGACAGUGUCUCCUUGUAGAUGCUCAACGAAGCGGACGGAGCCCUUUCGAAGAUCAUGAGAUGUAUGCGGGAUAUUCGUUCAAUCCCCUGGCCAUUGCAACCGCGAAGUUUCCCAAUGAGAAUCCGAUUUUCCAUGGCGAUACCCAACACGAUUACAACCUCCAUUCCUUGACACGCGCUCCAUCGCCGGAGGCGACUAUAUCAGACGUCGACGAAGACGACUUUGAGCGACUCUAUCUCGACACAACCUCUUUUUAG
Messenger RNA from Aspergillus clavatus NRRL 1, 1815 nucleotides. RefSeq lists its product as uncharacterized. The coding region runs from base 1 to 1815 and encodes 604 amino acids. Lineage: Eukaryota; Fungi; Ascomycota; Eurotiomycetes; Eurotiales; Aspergillaceae. The record is from RefSeq and is a predicted model, not a curated record. The transcript has a single exon.